UUCCUCAAGCUAAGCGUGAACUUCAAGGGAAAACAUUAAAAAACACGAAACACAUAAAAACAGCUAACAAAAGAGAACUUUUCUGCUCUUUAGGACUUUGAAAGCAAAUCCCAUGGAUUGCUAAGUACCUUAAUUUAAAUUAAUUUAACACACAAAGAAAAAAUCUGUUGUUGUUUGGAUUCAAAAAGCUGCAAAGUUUAAGGCCAUGAGGAUCAUGAGACGCCAUGGUUGGCAGCGACCUCUCCAUCCUUUACAGAUGGUGGGAAUGGCGGUAUACAGCUUUCUAGUUGUGGCCUUUUACACAUUUCUAGGUCUCUUGCUUGGAAACAGAAUUGCAGAAAUAAUUGUCACAACUAUCUUUUCCUUUGUGGCACUCUCUGUUAUGUUCCUGUUUAUUAGGUGUACUGCUAUUGACCCUACUGAUAAAACCAGCUCUAGGAAGAAGAAAAGAGACAAAUCUAAAGGGGUUUUGAAGCUCAAUUACGGGUUCAUAUUGACCCAGAUUGUUGUAAGGUUUUUUAGGAGGUUGGAGAAGAAGAUUCUUAGGACUUUCAUAAGGAGGAAGUAUUUGGAUCCAUUGAAAACCAAUGUCCAAAUGGAACCAUUGCUACCAUUUCCCCUUGUCAUGAAAGAUGAUGCAGUUUCACCUGACCUUAAAGAGGAUGACAUCUCCUACUGUUCUCUCUGUGAUUUUGAGGUGAAAAAACAUAGCAAGCACUGUAGGAGUUGCAACCGGUGUGUUGAAGGUUUUGAUCAUCAUUGCAGGUGGCUGAACAAUUGUGUAGGGAAAAGGAAUUAUACGACAUUCAUUCUUCUGAUGAUUUUUGUAUUGUUAAUGCUAAUCCUAGAAGGAGGAACUGCUAUUGCCAUAUUCGUCAGGUGCUUUGCUGAUAAGAAAGGAAUUGAGCAGGAGCUGGAGAAAAGGCUCUAUAUGGAGUUUCCUAGAGAAGUUCUUGCCACAAUCACAAUUUUGUUGGCAUUGUUUACUGCUUAUGGUUCGGCAGCAAUGGGACAACUUUUCUUCUUUCAUGUAGUUCUGAUAAGAAAGGGAAUGAGAACUUAUGAUUAUAUACUGGCAAUGAAAGAGGAGAACCAAUUUACAAUAGACCCAUUUGACGACUCAGAUAUCUCGUCAGAUGAUAGUUCUGAUUUUGAUUCACCUGAAAAACAAACAUUUGUGUCAAGGUUUUUGUGCAGAGGACAGAGAACUCAGAACCCAUCAAGAUUGUCCAUACGAAUUGAUGGAGAUCCUGAAGCUUCCAACUUAACAAGCAAGAAACAAGGGUUCCAUGUAAGCAUUAACCCAUGGAAACUGAUAAAUCUUAGCAAGGAGAAAGCUCUUCUAGCUGCGGAGAAGGCUAGAGAAAGGCUUAUGAAACCAAAGCCAGCGGUGGAACUUGAUCCAUUGAAGCCACUACCGCUGGAGACAAAACGUGGCCCACUAAUGAACCCAGAGAGAAACAUAGCCAAUUCAGGAACAGCAACAACGCCUCUCAUUUCCAAAGGCAGGCUUCCAGGUUCACCAGGAAGGUUUUCAAGCCCAAGGCGUCGAUUUUCUGGUUCUACUACUCUGUUCUCGAGUGCUAUGCCAUCACCAAAACAAAAAUAUAGAAGCAAUUUCGAUUUGAAGUUGACGGAGGUUUCCAAGGAGCUUGAAACAUACAUUUCAAGGCAGGUUUUAUGUUCUGUUAUUAAAAAGGAUGGCAGUGAGGCAUCUCCAAGAUAAAGACGUUUGAAUUUCAAGGUUCUCAGCCUCUGAGAAAGAUUCGUUGGUUGCCUGCGUUCAUUCUUGACGAAGCAUUCUCAUCUCAUUAGAUUUACAAGUGUACUUGAUUUCUUUUUCAUCUCUUUCACAGACUAUAAUUGGAUACUCUUUAGAUUAUUGAAUACAAAUACAGUUGAGGAACCUGCACCUAACUUAGCACAUACAUUGAUGCAACGAAUCUUGUACCGUACCAAAAACAAGGACGGGUCGGGCACGUAAUUGCUGUAGUAUAUUACCUGAGAACUUCCGCUGCAUAACCUUCCAAAGCAUGGAAAUUGCCUUUCCAUUUCAUGCAAAGGAUGCAACUUCCCAGGAAACAGCCUGGAUUGACGACCACCACAAUGAAAGACACCUCAAGAAAUUACACAGUUUAUGUAAAAUUUUCUGUGAUUCUGUUUUCAUUGAGCUUUUGAAUAACUUGACCUUCGUAACAUACCAAAAUUUAAUAUGUUGGGAUUUCAGACUGCGACAAGCAAAAAA
Theobroma umbraticum is the source of this 2245-nucleotide messenger RNA. Its product is annotated as DHHC-type zinc finger family protein. Gene Ontology annotation, biological process: protein targeting to membrane; peptidyl-L-cysteine S-palmitoylation. Gene Ontology annotation, cellular component: Golgi apparatus; endoplasmic reticulum. Lineage: Eukaryota; Viridiplantae; Streptophyta; Magnoliopsida; Malvales; Malvaceae. The record is from RefSeq and is a predicted model, not a curated record. Gene Ontology annotation, molecular function: protein-cysteine S-palmitoyltransferase activity.